UGACGUCAGCGGUUCGCCACGGCGACACGGUGUGUCGUAGUGAGAGAUGACGUGAUCAGGAAAAAAAGCUGUCCGUUACCGGGAGGAAGAGGGCAAGCGUCCUGCUCAGGACAGGUGACUCACCAUGACGACAGAGCUAGGUGAAGCCCAGCCCACAGAGGCGGAGUCUUUCCCUGAAGCUGCCAACCACUCCACACCGAAACAGGGUGAGAAGGGUGGGGUGUCCCAAGCUCAGGGCUCCUUGGCAGAGGACUCAGCCAGUAACCUGUCGUCAAGCAGCUGGAUUGCUCGCUCUCCUGCUAGAAACCCACUGAGCUUUAGAACAAUGCAGGCCAGAGUGACCCUGCUAGAUGGCUCCAUGUUCACCUGCACCGUGGAGAAACGAGCUCGAGGUCUGCAGCUGUUUGAGAAGGUUUGUGAACACAUAAACCUGCUAGAGAGAGACUACUUCGCUUUGUCCUUCAGAGAUGCUGACAAUAACAAGAACUGGUUGGAUCCAGGAAAGGAGAUGAAGAAGCAGGUCAGAGGUGUUCCCUGGAACUUCUCUUUUAAUGUGAAGUUUUACCCUCCUGAUCCUGCACAGCUGUCUGAGGACAUCACCAGGUACUUCCUGUGUCUCCAGCUCAGACAGGAUAUAGUUUCUGGUCGUCUUCCUUGUUCGUUUGCAACUCACACCAUCCUCGGCUCCUACACAGUCCAAUCAGAGCUUGGAGACUAUGAUCCCGAUGACUGUGGUGCAGACUACAUCAGUGAAUUGUGCUUUGCUCCGAAUCAAACUAAAGAAAUGGAAGAGAAGAUCACAGAGCUGCACAAAACCUACAGAGGAAUGACUCCAGCUGAAGCAGAGAUGCAUUUCCUGGAAAAUGUAAAGAAACUUUCCAUGUAUGGAGUCGACCUCCAUCAUGCAAAGAUGAUAGGAAGCGGCUUUGUUUGCCUGUCUUCAGCUAAGUCAGAGGACUCAGAGGGUGUGGCCAUUAUGCUGGGUGUGUGCAAUAGUGGUCUGCUGGUCUACAGAGAUAGACUGAGGAUCAACAGGUUCUCGUGGCCAAAGAUCCUGAAGAUUUCGUACAAAAGAAACAACUUCUACAUCAAGAUCCGACCAGGAGAGUUCGAGCAGUUUGAGUCCACCAUUGGUUUUAAGCUGUUCAACCAUAGAGCUGCUAAGAGACUCUGGAAGGUGUGUGUGGAACAUCACUCCUUUUUCAGGCUAUUAUCACCAGAAGAAACUCCUAAGAAGUUCCUGACUCUGGGUUCAAAGUUUCGUUACAGCGGUCGGACUCAGAUUCAGAGUCGCAGAGCCAGUGCUCAGAUAUCCAGACCAGCACCGCAUUUCCCACGAUGUAUCAGCAAGAGGAGCAUGUUGAGCCGCAGUUUAGAUGGAGCUUCACAGACUGGACCUACCUCCUCUCCGAUUGUCUCUCAAGCCAUCACAGCUUCCCCAAAAGUCAAUGGUGGCACUCACACAGAUAUGGGUUCUGGGCUGUAUGGAGCAUCUAAAGCCAUCGCCAUCAGUGACCUCAUCACAACAGUAACACCUGAGAAGAGAAUGGAAGAGAGCAGUGAAGUUCAAGUUGAGGAGGUGCAGGAAGUGGAGAAUGUGAAUGAAAAGGAGCAAGAGGAGGAGGAAGAGGAAGAGGAAACCAAAGAAACAGAGAUUUCACAGCAGAGUACUCUCACUCCUCAGAAAAUAGACACCAAAACUGAGCUAACUGAUACUGCUGUGGACGAAGACCUGACAGCUACUGAGUCUGACCAAGAUGAAGAUUUGAAAACUCAGGGUAGUCCUGAGGAGAUGCAGAAACCUCAGAGCACCAUCAGCGCCCUCAGACGCUCCUUUUUAGAGGGAGGAGAAGGAGAAGGAGGAGGAAUGACAGAGUGGGAGAAGCGUCUGGCCUCGUCACCUCUCCGAAGGGUCGAUGACUCCCCAAUGAUUGAACCUCUGGAGCCCGAUGAGCUCACUGCUGACGAUGACAUCACAGAGGGACCACUGAUUGCCAUCCCUGAGGUAAAGACUCCGACUUCACCUUCGGACCUGCCAGCUGUUGACAACAGACAAAUGAUUAGUGUGGCUGAAGGUCUCGACUUCUGUGGGGCCAGAGUCUCUGUGAAGUCCUUCCCUGCCACCCCUACAUCCUCACUGGACAAGCUAAGCCCCAUCUCUGGCAGGAAAUCACCUUUCAUGGCAGCAGUGCCUAAACCUACAUUUGAUGAUAUGUCUCCUGAGCUGACAGCUCUGCUGAAAUCAGCCAGAGAGCAACAAACCUUCAGAGAACACGACCUGCUCAAGACUUCAGAGAAGGUGGAGACAAUAAUGCUGGUGACAGAGCCACAUGACGAGGACGAGGCAAUGGUGGACCAGCAAAAGGUAGCAAAAGAAAGUCAUGUGGGCAUGCCCUUUAGUAAUCUACCAGCCAACCCAGCAGGUGUUGAUGAUAGCACACAGCAAUGGGCCUGUGACAGUUUUAAUGAUGGUCGGGCUAAUAGUCCAACAAGUGAUGAUGAUGAUGAUGAUGAUAUUAGCUACGAGCCCAGCAGCCAGGCUAGCGAUGACAAUGCUAGUGAGAUUAGUGAGGAUGCCGUCAGUGUGCUGGUACAGGCAGCAGUGGAGGAGGCCAUCGAAGCUGCAGUCAGAGAGACUCAGGCCCCCAACGCUAAUGACACUAAUCAGGAUAACAUUAACAACAAGAUAGCAGUUAGCUUUUGUGAACAGGAGCAAGCUAGCUCUGUCCUGGACUCUCAAACACCUGGGACUCUGCAUUACACUGACAACGAAGACUCAGACGACUCACAGGAAGAUGAAGGAGGGUGGCAGUUUGAAGAAAACUCCCCUCCGCCCUCUUUACUCCAUCCCACAUCCAGGCACUUGGCCCAUCAGAUGCAACCAUCUGCCCACAGGGAUGACGAUGAGUUCAAACCACUACAGGAGAGCCAAGUAGAAUCUGAUACUCCUGCUGGUCUGCUGCUGAGCUCACACAGCUACACUACCGAGACCUCCAACACCACUACCACCACUCACAUCACCAAGAUGGCAAAAGGGGGGAUUUCUGAAACCAGAAUAGAAAAGAGGAUUGUGAUUUCUGGAGAUACAGAAGUUGACCACAACCAGGACUGAAUCUGGACACCCAAGGGGUUUAGUAUAGAGUGCAUUGCCAGAAACAAAACUGUUGGCUGCAGCAUCCACCGAGCAUGGAUGAACUGAUGAUUUGGACACACAUUCAUGCAUGGACACACAUAUAUACAGCAUCGCCUGCCUAUCUCACAGGGGGUGGAACCAAUGGCUGAGUUAGCAUUAGUUCGAUAGUGUGACUAGAUGAGUAGAUUUAACUGAAAGUUUCACAUGCAGCGCAGAGAUGGGAGAGAAAGACGUGUUUCCAUAGCAACAGACAACCUACACUGGACCUUCACUAUGAAUCAGCUUCUGAAGCAUUUACUUAUAUAAGCCUUCCCCCACACCUCAUUCCCCAACACUCUAAGGUGGGCAUCUGAUUGGCUAGCUGACUCAGGUGUGCUUGCUCCUCUAUUGUUGGGAGACAGCAGCUUUUCAAAACAUUUAGCCUGACAUCUGAAUGAUAGUGCUUCGAGCUUUACCUGUUGAGAAACUUGAUGCGUACUAUCACCAGCUGAUCAAAACAGUUUCCUGUCUAACAAGAAAAAACAGCUAAAACUCUGCUUUGAAUUUACCCAUAAUGCAAUAGUAAUGUGCCAUUCGCUAAACCUUCCACGAAAAUGACGAUGAAUCAUUCAUGUGUGUGUGUUUUUGAUUUCUGUAUCCAUUUAUUUAUUAAAUUACAAACUGAUCACAGCCCCUGA
Pundamilia nyererei is the source of this 3810-nucleotide messenger RNA. Its product is annotated as protein 4.1-like. The record is from RefSeq and is a predicted model, not a curated record. Lineage: Eukaryota; Metazoa; Chordata; Actinopteri; Cichliformes; Cichlidae. The transcript has 25 exons. Gene Ontology annotation, cellular component: plasma membrane; cytoskeleton. Gene Ontology annotation, molecular function: actin binding; structural molecule activity. Gene Ontology annotation, biological process: actomyosin structure organization; cortical actin cytoskeleton organization. The coding region runs from base 125 to 3112 and encodes 995 amino acids.